Mercurialis annua (annual mercury) is the source of this 1201-nucleotide messenger RNA. RefSeq names its product tetraketide alpha-pyrone reductase 2-like. Bases 52 to 1005 code for a protein of 317 amino acids. The transcript is spliced from 6 exons. Gene Ontology annotation, molecular function: oxidoreductase activity, acting on the CH-OH group of donors, NAD or NADP as acceptor. Lineage: Eukaryota; Viridiplantae; Streptophyta; Magnoliopsida; Malpighiales; Euphorbiaceae. The record is from RefSeq and is a predicted model, not a curated record.
AUAUAACCAACAAUUAAUUUGGACAAAAGUGAGAGAUAAAGUUAGAGAAAAAUGCCUGAAUAUUGUGUAACAGGUGGAACAGGGUUCAUAGCAGCUUAUUUAGUUAAAUCUUUGUUAGAAAAAGGUCAUACUGUAAGAACAACAGUGAGAAAUCCAGAGGAUGAUGGAAAAGUUGGAUUUCUAAAAAAGUUUAGUGGAGCUAAAGAAAGAUUAAAGAUUAUGAAAGCUGAUUUGUUGGUUGCUGGAAGUUUUGAUGAGGCUAUUCAUGGUGUUGAUGGAGUUUUUCAUACUGCUUCCCCUGUGCUCGUCCCUUAUGAUCAUAAUAUUCAGGAAACUUUGAUCAAUCCAUGUAUCAAUGGCACCAAGAAUGUUCUGAGCUCUUGCACAAACGUAAAAAGAGUAGUACUUACGUCGUCUUGCUCUUCAAUACGAUACCGAUACGAUGCUGAACAAGUUUCUCCUCUUAACGAGUCGCAUUGGAGCGAUCCGGACUAUUGCAAGCGCUACAAUCUAUGGUAUGCGUAUGCAAAGACUCUAGCUGAGGAAGAGGCUUGGAGAAUUGCAAAGGAGAAGGGGAUUGAUCUUGUUGUGGUUAACCCAUCUUUUGUUGUUGGUCCGUUGCUUGCACCACAGCCUACCAGUACUCUGCUCCUUAUACUUGCCAUGAUUAAAGGUUUGAGAAGCGAAUAUCCAAACACAGCCGUCGGAUUUGUGCACAUAGAUGAUGUAAUUUCCGCUCACAUUCUAGCAAUGGAGGAAAGUAAAGCAUCAGGCAGGCUAAUUUGCUCAAGCUCAGUAGCUCAUUGGUCACAAAUAAUAGAGAUGCUCAAGGCCAAAUAUCCCUCUUAUCCUUAUGAGAACAAAUGUAGCAGCCAAGAAGGAGACAACAAGCUUCAUAGCAUGGACACAACUAAGAUUUCUGAGUUAGGGUUCUCUCAUUUCAAAACAAUAGAACAGAUGUUUGAUGACUGCAUCAAAAGUUUUCAGGACAAGGAGUUUCUUUAAUUAAUUAAACCCUAAUACUGCAAAAAUAACAUCGAUCGAUCGCUUCGAUUAAAAACGAUAUUAUGUGUGUUUUUUGUUUUUGAUGUUUCUUCUGCAUUUGAUUGUAUCAACUGCUAUAAUAAUCAUUCAGAAACCUUUUGAAUUAAUUGGAUUAUACUUGUGCAAUAAUCUUUUAAUGUUAGGUUUGAUUCACUAA